Messenger RNA from Didymodactylos carnosus, 444 nucleotides. Lineage: Eukaryota; Metazoa; Rotifera; Eurotatoria; Philodinida; Philodinidae. The record is from the annotation of a GenBank genome assembly.
AUGGUUAGUUUAAUGAAGAAAAAUUUUCUAAUGCAUUUAAUUCAAAUAUUAUUAACGGUAUUCUAUGGUAUUCUAUUAUCAAAUGGAAUAUUUGAAUAUUUAAUACUUGGAAUAUUUGGUUUAACAUGUCAUAUUCGACCAAAAUAUGAUUCAAUAUUGUUAAUUAUAUUGGGAAUUCUAUUAAUUUUAUUUGUUAUUUAUGCAUUAAUCGCUAUUUGGAAAAAUAAUAUAGCAUUAUUAUUUAUUUCUGUUAUUGUUUUAAUUAUUCUGUUUGCAUUUACACUAAUUAAAAGUAUAACAGAAAUAAAAGGAUUUGGUAUGCGACCAACAAGAGCUGAAUGGAUUGCUAUUCGUAUUACAGAAUUAGUUUUUAGAGUAAUUGGUAUUAGUGGUUUGGUGUUUUAUAUAAUACGAAUUAAACAAGGUCAUCGUCUGGAUAACUGA